UCGAUAGUGUUUUUUUUAAUUUUAAAAAGUGUCAUUUUUUAUUUACAGGCUCCGUCCUCGAUCUGGCCGAAAUAAUCUCAACCGCAGUUUUGACGAGUUUUGGCAGAUCUGUUGAGAAGCCUCAAAAAUAUUCUUUCGUUCUCAGACCUGUGCUAAAACCACAGACGAAGUAUUCCUACUUCUCGCCUCCAUGAUUUUAUCACCCGGAAACACACAUUUCCGCAGAAAAAGGGACGCGCUCUUAAAAAUAGCUACAACUUUUAUGUAUAUAUACAGUGACCUUCUGACUAAUUCAUUCUAAGAUAUCAGAACUUCCAGCAGCUAGAACUUGCUAAGUACAGUAUCUACCUAAUCUACAUGUUGGAAAGAAGUGAACGAGAAUCUAAAAACUGCAGCGAAAACAGCGGAUGCUAGAAAUACUCCAGCUGGUAGGAUAGCGCCUGUGGGAAGAAUCCUUUCGCUUUGCAUAGAUGUGUUUUCCCCCCUGCCGAGAGAAGCAUUGGCCCAAGGUAACGCUUAUCCUCCUGGGCUCUGACAAGUUUCUUUGAAAACUGAAACGUAUUGUUUUUGUUCCCUGCAACGACGGAAGAAUCCAGAAGGCAGACUGACAUGCUCUGGCAUAGAAAUAUGGCGAUGAUUUGCCUACAGAUUUGUAAAAUAAUCACGCCCAGAGAAUUCUAGUCCCGGCCCGAAAAUUCGACUGCUUAUUUUUCUCCAUCGAUGCUGCGUGGCCCGCCCAGCCCCCCAGCAUUUUGUGUAAGUUACUCUUGAUUUCCAGCAAUUGCAGAACCUCUUGUGUUUAAGAGAACUAAAGACUGCUCUUGCCCGCCCCCGGGCGUCAGUCCACGCCCACUAUAAAUCCCGAACCUGCCGGGCAGCUGAAAUACUCGCCAUUUGAACGGAUCAGCUUUCUUUUCGGAGUAAAAAGCAAAGAAAACUAGCAGGAUUUUCAGGAUGGUCAUGAUGCCUUGGAUGAUUUUUCUACUAUUCACCACAGCUGAAAUGAGAAAUAAAUACAUUACUGAAGGAUAUGAAAUUAAUAUCUUUCCGCCAUUUCAAUCUACAAUUGUAUUUGCUCAUGAUGGAGAACAUGCCCGUUUAGGAUGUCAGCUGUGCAAUGGAUCCAGUCCAAUUGACAUGAAUGACCUUCAAACACAUGGAUUUACAAUCUCUUGGUUUAAAGGCAAUUCCAAAAGCGGAGUUGUGGAACUUUUAGACAAUGGGACCAGAAUUGCUGCUCAAUGGCCCUUAUUAGGAUUUUGGCCUGCAUUUGUCAAAGACACUGGAAGAUAUUUUUGUUCUCUCUUCAAUGGAACUCACAACAUUUCAGGUCCAAAUGUAAGUUUGAAUGUUAUACCAAUCAGUGAAGGAUGUUACAGUGAAGAAACAGAAUAUACCCGGAAUGGAUACAUUGGAUCAUCAACUCGAUUGGUUUGUCCACACAUGGAAGAGUUCAAGGAUAACGUAAAAGAUCUGAAAUGGUAUAAGAAUUGUCAAGAGGAAGUUGCUACAGGAUUAUCACUGGAGUUCCAUUCUCUUGCAAAGGAAAAUGAUGGACAUUACACUUGUGUACUGUCCAUUGAACAUAAUGGAAGACAAUACAAUGUUACAAGGACUUUGGAGUUGACACUGACUGAACCCUAUAUUGAACCAAAGUUGAUUUAUCCACAUCGAGAACACAUUGAAGUUACACUAGGUGAAAGAAGAGUCAUUAAUUGCACAGCUUUGGCCGGCCACAAAAGUAAACAGGAUGUGAGACUAACCUGGGAAUUUCAACAACGUAAAAUAACUUCCUGUAAGCCUGAAGCAUCAGUCUGUAAAGAUCCUAGGAGAGAAACAAUUAGAAAUGAUGGCGUAUAUGUUGAGAGGCCACUGGUAUUUCCCAAAGUUAAAGAAGAACAUCUGAAUCAGCAUUUUAAUUGUGUUUUGCAUACAUCAGCUAACAAGAUGAUGGGAUCUAUUUUUCUCCAGGAGAAAGGCAAAAGUGCUGUGCCUCCAUCUGUUGGAUUAUUAUUUUCUGCUAUUGUUGUGCUUUUCAUUCUGGCAUGCGUUUGUGCGUAUUUCAAAGUACAAAUUGCCCUUUGCUUCAGGGAUCUCACUGGAAGAGAUGAAACUUGUGGAGAUAACAAAGAAUAUGAUGCAUAUGUAUUGCUCCUUAAAAAUGAUGAUACCCUCCUUAAUACUCAUGAAGAACAAGAAUUUGCUUUUAAGUUGUUGCCUGCAAUUCUGGAAGAAAAAUUUGGUUAUCGUUUAUGCAUGUUUGAACGUGAUGUUGUGCCAGGAGUGGCAUCUGCAGAAAGUAUUAUUUUCUACAUUAACAAAUGUCGAAGAUUAAUUAUAAUCCUCAGCAAAGAAUAUGUGGAUGAUCAUUUCAGCUCCACAUAUGAAUUGAUGUCUGGGCUGCAUCAGGUAUUGGUUGAAAGAAAAAUAAAACCAAUACUAAUUCAAUUUAAGCCUAUAAACAACACUAAGUCACUCCCAGAGUCACUUCAGCUUCUUCUGAAAUCAAAAGGAACUGUAAAAUGGGGAGAAGGCAAACAUUCAUAUUUCUGGAAGAAGCUACGAUAUUUGAUGCCAGCGAAAGGUCGUCAGGUUCACACUGGAAAUCAAUAAUUGAUGGUGUCGAAAAUCAAAGUUCUACUUGUACAUGCUGCUAUUUUAUCCCUCACACUUUUACAUCAAUCUGCAUUUGGAAGGAUUUGACCAAAAUACGUCUCUGGAGCAGUACAAGUAGCUGUACCAGAGCGGCAUUUAGAAAAAAGGUGGUAUAAAGUAAACACUGGACCAAGAUUACCUGAGUUAUUUGUACAUGCAUUUAUGUGAAUUAAAUUUAUCUGUUUUUGUAUCCAGAUGAGAAUCUCUGAGAAGUUUAGUAAUGCUUAAUAGAGGAGUUUUUUUUAAAUGGUGGAUAUAUACAAGAAGACUCAUGAUUAUGUUUCAGUUGAUAGUUAAAGAUUAGUUAUGCUGUGUGACAAGCCCCUUUUUAUUAUCACUGUAAGUUAGAGGAUAGCUAUCUCUACUAUGCAUACAAGGUUUAGACCAUGCAGGAUUGAAUCACUACAAGUUGCACUGAAGUUCAAUGUAAAGAGUGACAACAAACCCGAAUAUCUUAUUCUGUGAUAAUUUAUCUUUAUUAGAGCUGAGAGAUGAUAGUGACCUAAUGCUGAUACUACAUCCUUCAAUAGCUGCUCUCCUUAUACACUGGUAGAGGAAAAAGAAGAGGAUCAGUCAGGGUCUGCAAAUUCUACUCUCCCAAGCAAUGAUAUUGCACCACUGUUGAAGAAUGUGUGUAUAGAAUCAAAUUCUCAGUCUCAUGAAGACUCACCAACCCUAGCAGACAUCAUUGUCAAUUCUGAAGAACUGCUGUUAACAAUGCAUUGUUUGAGUAGACAAACCACCAAAGAUCCAGUGAUGUCUUAUGCUGACUGACAGUUUACCUCUUCCCGCCUCUUCCUGUGUCUUUAGUCUUUUAAGGCCAGAGUCUACCAGCUACUAUCAUGUCUCCCCAGUUUUCCCUUAGUUCACCUGAUAAAGUUUCUGCUGUACACUCCUUCUCAGUGCUUGCUAGGUAAUUCUGUUGAAUUUCUUUAUUUUCCUGUAAAUGCCUGCAGGAAAAUGAAUUUCAAGGUACUGUAUGGUUAUGUUACUAUGACCUUGAUAUGCACAAAUAUCAAUUUAUACUUUGUAUUCAGUUUUUAUAUAAAAGCUAAGUCUUUCUGCUGCAUUUUGCUUUUGAAUGUUAUAUAUAUUGAUGAUGAUGAUGAAGAUAGCUGGUUCUUCGCUUGGGACCGCUCCUUUUCACAUUGUUUGUCAAUGAUUUACAUAAUGGGAAAGUUUGCAGAUGAUACAAAGAGAGGUAGAGGGGUAACUAGUCUGGAGGAAGCAAUGCAAUUGCAACAGGACUUUGACAAAUUGGAAGAAUGAGCAAAAAAGUGGGAGAUGAAAUACAGAGAUGGGAAAUGUAUGAUAAUGCAUUUUGGUAAAAGGAACUAUAGUGUGGUCUGUUAUCUAAAUCAGGGGAGGGUUCAAACAUCAGAGGUGCAGAGGGACUUAGGAGUCCUCAUGCAAGAUUCCCAUGGAACCACAGAACCAUAGAACACUACAGCACAGAAAACAGGCCAUUCGGCCUUCUAAUCUGUGCUGAAACAUUAUUCCGCUAGUCCAAUUGACCUGCAUCCAGUCCAUAACCCUCCAGACCUUUCCCAUCCAUGUUCCUACCCAAUUUAUUUUUAAAACUUCAGAGUGAGCCCACAUUUACCAUGUCAGAUGGCAGCUUGUUCCACAUUCCCACCACGCUGAGUGAAGAAGUUCCCCCUAAUGUUCCCCCUAAACCUUUCCCCUUUCACCCUAAAGCCAAGUCCUCUCGUAUUUAUCUUCUUAAUCUAAGUGGAAAGAGCCUACUCACAUUUACUCUGUCUAUCCCCUCAUAAUUUUGUAAACCUCGAUCAAAUCUCCCUUCGUUCUUCUACGCUCCAAGGAAUAAAGUCCUAACCUGUUCCCUGUAACUCAACAACCUGAAGACCUGGCAACAUCCUAGUAAAUCUUCUCUGCACUCUUUCAAUCUUACUGAUAUCCUUCCUAUAGCUAGGUGACCAGAACUGAACACAGUACUCCAGAUUUGGCCUCACCAAUGUCUUAUACAACUCCCCAUAACAUCCCAACUCCUAUACUCAAUACUUUGAUUUAUGAAUGCCAGGAUGCCAAAAGCCUUCUUUACAACCCGGUCUACCUGUGACGCCACUUUCAGGGAAUUAUGUAUCUGAACUCCCAGAUCUCUUUGUUCCUUCGCACUCCUCAGUGUCCUACCAUUUACUGUGUAUGUCCUACCUUGAUCUGUCCUUCCAAAAUGCAACACCUCACACUUGUCUGCAUUAAAUUCCAUCUGCCAUUUUCUGGCCCAUUUUUCCAGUUAGUCCAGAUCCCUCUGCAAACUUUGAAAGACUUCGUCACUAUUCACAACGCCUCCAAUCUUCAUGUCAUCAGCAAACUUGCUGAUCCAAUUUUCCACAUUAUUAUCUAGAUCAUUGAUAUAGACAACAAACAACAAUGGUCCCAGCGCAGAUCCUUGAGGCACACCACUAGUCACAGGCCUCCAGUCUGAUAAGCAAUCAUCCACUACCACCCUCUGUCUUCUCCCAUACAACCAAUUUUGAAUCCAGUUUACAACCUCUCCAUGGAUACCUAGUGUCUGAAGCUUCUGAACUAACCUCUCAUGUGGGACCUUGUCAAACGCCUUACUAAAGUCCAUGUAGACAACAUCCACAGCCUUUCCUUCGUCUACAAUGGUAACCUCCUCAAAAGACUGUACAAGAUUCGUUAAACACCAUCUACCACGCACAAGCCAUGCUGACUAUCCUUAAUCAGCCCUUGGCUGUCCAAAUACUUGUAUAUCCGAUCUGUCAGAACACCUUCCAAUAAUCUACCUACUACUGAUGUCAGGCUCACCGGCCUGUAAUUACCUAGUUUACUUUUGGAGCCUUUUUUAAACAACGGGACAAUAUAAGCUACCCUCCAAUCCUCCGGCACCAUACCCAUGGCUAAGGACAUUUUAAAUAUUUCUGCCAGGGCCUCUGCAAUUUCUACACUAGUCUCUCUCAAGGUCCGAGGAAAUAUAAUGUCAGGCCCAGGGGAUUUAUCUACCUUUAUUCGCUGUAAGGCAGCAAGCACCUCCUCCUCUUUAAUCUCAGAAGGUUAAUUUUCAGGUUGAGUCUGUGGUAAAGAAGGCAAAUGUAAUAUUGGCAUUCAUUUCAAGGGAAUUAUAAUAUAAAAGCAAGAAAAUAAUGCUGAGCCUUUAUAAUACACUAGUAAGGCUGCACUUGGAGUAUUGUCAACAGUUUUGGGUCCCAUAUCUCAGAAAGGAUAUGUUUCUGGGAAUGAAGGGGUUAACAUAUGAGGAGCGUUUGGCUGUUUUGGGCCUGUAUUCACUAGAAUUUAGAAGAAUGCAUGGGGAUCUCGUUGAAACUUACCCAAUGUUGAAAGGAUCUAGAUAGGUUGGAUGCGGAAAGGAUGUGUUCUAUAGUGGGGGUAUCCAGAACAAGAGGGCAUAGCCUCAAGUUUGAGAGGUGACCUUUUAGAACAGAGGGAAGCAGGAUUUUUUUUAGCCAGAGAUUAGUGAAUCUGUGGAAUGCUCUGCCACAGAGUGCGGUGGAGACCAAGUCUGUGAGUAGAGGUAAGGCAGAUGUUGAUCGUUUUCUGAUCAGUCAGGGCAUCAAAGGAUAUGGCAAGAAGGCAGGUGUACGGGGUUGAGUGGGAUCCGGGAUCAGCCAUGAUGGAAUGGUGGGGCAGAGUCAAUGGGCUGAAUGGCCUAAUUCUGCUCCAAUGUCUUAUGGUCUAAGAAUUAGCAAUGGGAAAAGAGAGCAGGGUGAGAGGGGAGAAAUUAUUAGAAGUUCAGGCCAUCUGGUUGGAGACUACCUAGAUGAGGUGUUGUUCCACAAAUGUGAGCAUGGGCUCAUCAUUCCAAUAGAGGAGUCCAUGGACUAACAUGCCGGAAUGGGAGCGGGAAAUCAAUUGAAUUGGGCAGACACUGGGAGAUCCUCCCUUUUUGCAGUGGACGGAGCAAAGGUGGAAAACUAAGCUCUUGAGAAAGACUAGAUUCAAUGGCCAAGAGAUUAUUUUAACAGGAAGCUGGACAAUGGUCAAUAGAGUGUGUGUGUGUUUUUGCAUUUUUGCCAGAGUGUGUGUGAGUGUUAAGAGAGAGAGAGCAUCAGACACACCCUUGUCAUAAAAGAAAAAUACAAAACAAUCUGUUGGGAAAUUUAUACCCACACCUGCAUAGGCCCUCCAACUGACUCAUCAACAGUCAGAUUGGCAGAGGUAAGUGGUAAAGAAUUUCAAGAAUAUCAGGAUUUCAACACACCAGUUAACACAAAUCACUUUUUGCAAUUUGCUUGCUUACACGUUGGAUUGCCUUUGAGGGUUGCCUGGAGCUGAGUAAGGAGAAUUCCAGCUUUUGGUGAUAGUUUGAAUAGAAACAGCUGAACUAACACUGUAGAUUAGGUGAUUCAUUGUGAUUACAAGAUUUGCUCAGAGUAAGAUUAUAUAAAAUGAUGGUUGUGCAAGAUAUUCUUUAAAAUACCUUAAUAUUAUAUUUCACUGAUGCCUUUGAGUUGUGAGAGAUAUUUUUCUGUAUAUUUUAUUUGUCAUCUUAUGAUCGUACAAAAACUACUUUUUGAGUCAAUUAAAUUAGAGCACUUAGAGGCUGCAUUGUGCUUCAGGAAGUGCCUAUAUCCCUAGAGCUAUGUGGUUGAGUGGCACAACAGCUAAAAGCUAGAAUCCUACAAGCCUCCAAGUUGCACAGCCUUGAUCAGUAAGGUCUUCAGAUGGUUGUCACACAUCCUCAUAUUCAUGGUUCAAUGUUCCUUUCUGCUCUUGUUGUUUUUUCCUUUAUGAAGCUCUCAAUGCCACAUGGGGGCAGUUCAACUCUACCAGAAUGAUUAGGAAGUUGGCUAUUUGACAAAUCGUUGUACUGUUGCUGUCUGCAGCCCUAUGCUCAAGGAGGAGGCAGACUCCACUCUCCAUGAGAAAGGAACCUUUGUGAGGUUAUAGAGAUGAUUGGGUGCCCUGAAUAUCUGCAGUUAGAUGGGGGUGGGGCAUAUUAGAUUGUACCAAACUCAAAGAUAACCACGUAAAAAAAGACCUUUCUGGAAGUCUAUGAAUUUUUAUAAUCCCUAGCACUGGACAUAAUAAGGUCAUACCCCUUAGAACUUAAGUGGACAUUGGCCUCAUUCAAAUAUUGUUUGUGAGGUUUACCUGCACAGGCAUAAUUAUUGUGUUAUUGUUCAUGCCUGGUGACCUCCAUGUUUAGAAGACCUAAAGAAACUUUUAGAUGUGAUCUCUCCAGGUAUCGAGUGCUUAGUUGUAUUGUUCAAAAAUUAAGCCUGCUUUUCUGUGUUACAGAUAGAAAAAAAAUUAGGCUUGUUUUUAAAAAUUCUCCCUAAGCCUUACUGGUGCUGCUUUUUGUUUCUACUUUGGUGAUAGAUGGUCAUCACGGGAUCUUUUCUUGCAUGGUACGUGUGUGGUUGUGUGUCAUUGCAUGGGCUGGUAGUAGUCUGAGCCUGGCUGAAGGCUGCAGGUUCCCUUAGCCACUGGAUAUAGUCAAGAAAGUACAGCUUAAUCCACUCCAAGGGAGUUAGAGGCUAUUCAUUUCUGAGUCAAGUUCCAGGUUGUAACACAGAAAAACUUACAGAUAUAAACUGAAGUGAUGAAUUUUGCUCAGAAAUUGGAUCAUACAGAGCUGAGAAACUAGGCACUUCUUCUCAGGAUCCAUGUCAGAUGUCCUUGUCAGAUUCUGCACACAUUUGGACAGCUGUCAGAUGACACACACAAAGCUACAAAGGGCACAACAGUUACUACUUAUGGAUACUAUUAGAGGACUGCACAGAUCACAACUGGACAAUGAAGUCAUAUAUUUAGUGCCUGACAGAUUUCCCUGACUGGAAAGAGGUGAACUUUUUCCUUCAGCCUGAGAAGAUCCUACAUCCAUCUUGAUGGCUUCCCUCUACUGCUGGCACUCUGCCUCAAUGGAAAAUAUGAAAUAAAUAGCUUAUCUUUUUACCUAUUUAUAGUCCUGAGCUGUGGGGUGUGGUGCAUGAGAUAGGUAGGGUUAAAGAUUUUGAAGGGUGUGAAUGGAAUAUUACCUGGCCUUGCUCCAUUACACAUGGAUUAUCCUCCCUGCCAGUUGUCCAAUUCACCAGGUAUUCAGUGUCCCUCUUAAGAAGUUUGAUGUGUUCUCCAUGCCUUGUACAGCCUAUCUCCUCCAUGGCAACAAUAAUAUGGAUUGCUGGCUAGGGAGUGAGUGUUAUAAAAACCUCCUCUGAUUAAUGUUUAGUGAAGAGUUGGCAAUGACAAUAGAUUGGGAGUGCGGUCACUGGGACCCAAUCAGGGCACAAAUUACUGCAUCAUUGUGUGGAAGCCAAGCACUGUUGCAAACAUGUAUGUGAGGAGUUCAGGUCCUCCACCCAAAAAAUCUAAUUUAUAGACAAUUAUGGGCAUAUGGGUUAUGUGCGUAACAUUUUUGUGUAUGUCAUUUGAUGAUUUAUCUUUUUAAUUAUAUUUGGCUAGGUGGCAUCCUCUAUGUAUUUCACCUUUGAAAAUAACUUCACAUUAGAGCUUAAUCAUUGAUUGAAAAGUUUUGAAUAACUAUUGAAAAAAUGUACCUAAUUUACUUACCUUCCUUGCCUUCCCUCAUAAUCACCCUUCUGCUAAGAAGAUAAAGAUAAAAAAAAAUCACAAUGUGAUUAUCUUCAGGCUUCUGUUGUGUGUUCUAAAUGUUCCACUGAAAUACCAAACAGGGGAAAGAAGGGAAGUGUUGCACUCUGACAAUGACACAUACCUAGUGGGAUGGAGUGACUGCUACUUGCCAUGCUAAUGAUUUCAUUAUACCCGUCAUGUUAGUUAUUAUUGCUGUUUCUGAACAUUAGUGUGGAUAUGUCAUUCUUCUGCUAAAAUGACCACCCUACAAAAAAGAAGCAGAUAUCAAACUAAUGGAAAUGGACAGAGAUAUGCUUUGAUGGUGCUUGAGACCGUUAAAAUAAUGUGUCCUUUCUCAUCAGUUAGUAUAUCUCUGUCCAUUUCCAUUAGUUUGAUAUUUUCAUUGUAAUAGAUCUUAAUGAACAAUAGAGUGACUGAGAGAUUAUGUAGUCUUUUAUUGCUCCUAAUCUAUAUGUUUUACGUUGUUAUUCAUAAGAUAAAUGUUAUUAAAUAAAUAAGAGGUUAAUUAAUGUGUGACAUUUUAUUAGAUUCGUUCUGAUUUAUAUUUACGUUUAGGGAUGUCUGUGUAUUGAUUUUAUCUUUUAGGGUAUUGUUGGAAUAUUGGUUCAUUAUGUUGUAACUUUUGAUCAACAGCAUGUUGGCAGAUAAUUGUUUAUUUCAUAGUUUAAAAUAUUAUAUUUUGAUUAAGCUAUUUGGUAUAAAUCUUUUCAUUUCUGUGUAAAUCGUUCCUUUUUACUGCUUAUAAUUGAUUAAUUUUCAUUAAAAAAUCAAGAACUGCUACCAAACUACCUUAACAGGAGGCAUCAAAAAUGUAUUAAAGUAAUAGAAUCAGCUGGAAAUUGCUAACUAUGUCAAACCUUAAAUGGAAGCUCAGUUAAUUUUAUGAUUUGAUAUAGUUAGAAAUAGCAAUUGUAUUUUUUUCUCUCACUUCUGAUAUGCUAACCACUAAUUUUGUAAUUCUAGCCAAACUGAGAAUACACA
Mobula hypostoma (lesser devil ray) is the source of this 10191-nucleotide messenger RNA. RefSeq names its product interleukin-18 receptor 1-like. The transcript is spliced from 11 exons. Gene Ontology annotation, molecular function: interleukin-1 receptor activity. The record is from RefSeq and is a predicted model, not a curated record. Gene Ontology annotation, biological process: signal transduction. Lineage: Eukaryota; Metazoa; Chordata; Chondrichthyes; Myliobatiformes; Myliobatidae. The coding region runs from base 955 to 2613 and encodes 552 amino acids.